Molecule: messenger RNA, 1251 nt
Organism: Sorghum bicolor (sorghum)
Lineage: Eukaryota; Viridiplantae; Streptophyta; Magnoliopsida; Poales; Poaceae
Product: peroxidase 5
Exons: 1
Coding region: 52-1083 (343 amino acids)
Biological process (GO): hydrogen peroxide catabolic process; response to oxidative stress
Cellular component (GO): plasmodesma; plant-type cell wall
Molecular function (GO): peroxidase activity; heme binding
Source: RefSeq, a predicted model, not a curated record
CUCAACAGACAACUACCUCUACUCUCCAUCAACAAUCCACUGUUGCUGACGAUGAGCCGCUCGACAUGGCUGGCUUUUGCAUGGGCGGCGGCCCUCGUCGUCGUCGUCGUGGCGGCGUCCACGACGACGACGGCACACGCCUCGCACCACGCGUCGCUGGAGGUCGGUUUCUACAAGCACUCGUGCCCAGAGGCCGAGUCCAUCGUGCGCGACGCCGUCCGCCGCGGCGUCGCCCGCGACGCCGGCGUCGGCGCGGGGCUCAUCCGGAUGCAGUUCCACGACUGCUUCGUCCGGGGCUGCGACGCCUCCAUCCUCAUCAACUCCACGCCGGGCAACAAAGCCGAGAAGGACUCCGUCGCCAACAACCCCAGCAUGCGCGGCUUCGACGUCGUCGACGACGCCAAGGCCGUCCUCGAGGCGCACUGCCCGCGCACCGUCUCCUGCGCCGACAUCGUCGCGUUCGCCGCCCGCGACGGCGCCUACCUCGCCGGCGGCCUCGACUACAAGGUCCCCUCGGGACGCCGCGACGGCCGCGUGUCCAGAGAAGACGAGGUGCUCGACAGCAACGUCCCCGCACCGUUCGACGACGUCGCCGAGCUCAUCCAGAGCUUCAAGCGCAAGGGCCUCACCGCCGACGACAUGGUCACGCUCUCCGGCGCGCACACCAUCGGCCGCUCCCACUGCUCCUCCUUCACGCAGCGGCUCUACAACUUCAGCGGGCAACUGGGGCGGACGGACCCGUCGCUCGACGUCGCCUACGCCGACCACCUCAAGAUGCGGUGCCCAUGGCCGUCCAGCGACGGCAAGAGGCACCCCGCGGUGGUGCCGCAGGACCCUGUCACGCCGGCGACCUUCGACAACCAGUACUUCAAGAACGUGGUGGCGCACAAGGGCCUGUUCGUCUCCGACAAGACGCUGCUCGACAGCACCUGCACGGCUGGGAUCGUCCACUUCAACGCCGCAGUCGACAAGGCAUGGCAGGUCAAGUUCGCCAAGGCCAUGGUGAAGAUGGGCAAGAUCCAGGUGCUCACCGGCGAUGAGGGAGAGAUCAGGGAGAAGUGCUUCGUCGUCAACCCACACUAGUUACUUACUAUAUAUAAGUGGAAAUGUAGUAGCUAACAGUCAGUGCUGUAAUAAAGGACAAAUUUGGAGUGGCACGUCGAUCACCGCACUUGCGUGUUUGCGAAGUAGUACUGCUCUGUUCCAGUUUCACAAAACAAAACAAAAAAAACCUCGGUUUUGUUUUUUCUA